AUGGCUCCUCCUAAUGUAGAGAAGAAAGUGGUCUCGCGCCCUAGCGCCAGAACUACCGCCCAACCUACUACCAAGAAGGCUAAAGCCCUUGACUCUAUCAACAGCCGUCUCGCCCUUGUCUUCAAGAGCGGUAAAGCUGCUAUCGGCUACCGCCACACGCUGCGCACGCUCCGUCGUGGAGGAGCUAAACUUAUCAUCAUCGCGAAUAACACUCCUCCCCUAAGAAAAGCUGAAAUCGAAUAUUACGCGAUGCUUUCUAAGACAGGUGUCCACCACUACAAUGGGUCCAACCAUGAUCUCGGUACAGCAUGCGGAAAAUAUUUCCGCGUUAGCACUUUGGCCAUAGAAGAUCCGGGAGAUUCUGAUAUCAUACGGUCUAUGCCAAAUGAGCAGUAA
Molecule: messenger RNA, 396 nt
Organism: Rodentolepis nana
Lineage: Eukaryota; Metazoa; Platyhelminthes; Cestoda; Cyclophyllidea; Hymenolepididae
Source: the annotation of a GenBank genome assembly